This is a messenger RNA of Closterium sp. Yama58-4, 1677 nucleotides long. The record is from the annotation of a GenBank genome assembly. NCBI's taxonomy places the organism in Eukaryota, Viridiplantae, Streptophyta, Zygnematophyceae, Desmidiales, Closteriaceae.
AUGUCGACUAGCCCUGCUAGUGAUAUUGCUAAAGCAGGAGCUACGGUUCAGGGCUGGAUCUCUCGCCUGGUGAAGAAGCCAGACAUUACUGCUUCACCAGGCGAAGAUCAGGCCAGCAACGAUCAGGUGGCAAAGCAGUCAAUCAAUAUUCUGGGAGAUGCGUAUUCAAGUGGACCCUGGAGAAGUCUCGACGAUUUCAUUCAGAGGAAGGAGGUCGCGAAAGGACGAGGCUGCAUAAUAGUUUCUGCCAUUGCUACCAACGUUUACCAACGAGUUGCUAUUAAGGCUUACGAAAGAAGCCAGAUCAACGAGGGUACCAUUGUUCACAUCCGAAGGGAGGCAUCUCUUAUUAAGGGAUUGCGGCAUGAGGCGAUCUGCCAGCUUUACGGGUCUUUUGAGGAUACGAAGUAUGUGUACAUUGUGAUGGAGCUGUGCUCUCAAGGGGAUUUGAUGGAGUUCUUAAAUGGUCCCCGGGGAGUUCGUCGCUUGACUGAGGAGCGAGCUGUACAGACGGUUUUGCUCCCUCUGUUGCAAGCGCUUCAGCUUCUUCAUGGAAAAGGAAUCGUUCACCGAGACAUAAAGCCAGAGAACCUUUUCAUGUCCAAGGGUAUUGCGAAGCUUGGGGACUUCGGGCUCGCCAUCAACCAACGACUAGAGCCACCGAUGUCGCAGCUAGGUACUCUGGAUUAUAUGGCCCCAGAAGUCUUCAGAAGGCCGGGGGAAAAUAGUGGAAGGAGGCAAGCACUUUACGACGAGAAGGUUGACAUAUGGGCAUGUGGCGUGCUGGCGUACGAAGUCGUAACUGGAGAGCCACCCUUCAAUGCUGGAAAGAAUGGAAGCCUUACCAAGGAUUUGAUUCAGAGAGCUGCUGUUCCAAUUGCUGGAGUCUGGCCUCAUCGUGUUUCACCAGAGCUUGCGGAUUUCAUCAAGCAGACUCUUCAGAAGGACCCCCGUCAUCGACCAUCAGCUGAGGAUCUUUUGUCUCACCCUUGGAUCUUGAGCCACCUUCCCACGUCCACUGAGGCUGUUAGUCCUCCUAUAUCGAUCUCCGCUAACACGUCAACAAAACAUCCAGUUUACCAUCCAUCGCAUGUGCCAGCAAUACCAGAAAAUUCCAUGCUUGCGAAGAGCUGCCCAGAUUCUGUCUACUACAGUAAGGCGCCUCAAAAGCAAGCUCCCGCAGUUGGGAUCGCCACCGGUGUGCAAGCAGGUUGUGUUGCUGGCUCUGUCAGCAAUAAGUCCAAGGCACUUCCGAGCGUGGUUGAAGAAGGUGAUGGGUGCCAAGAGUGUGACGACUCCACGAUACGUGAUGGCCUGACUGCCGUUCCAGAACAUCAGCCUCUGCACUCCCUGCCAAAGCUGGAGAAGGAUGGGUCGUUCGAGAGGAUGCUUCAUGCCAGUGGUAUCAAGGCCAAGACGGGACAUGGCACUAUGAAAGUUACAGCUGACACAACGACCCCAUCAUCUCCACAGUCUCCUAGCACCCCAAGCCCUACAUACACGCCGAAGGGAGUGACUGAUAAAUGGCAAAGCCUGGAACAUGGCAGUAUCAAAAAGUCUCUGUUCUCAAGUGAGAUGAUGGAACAUGCCAAGCCAUACCAGGUGGGAACAGGCCCACUCAGCGGUGGUGAUAUGAAAGCUGAAUGGUGCUCCCCCUUGCCACCUUCACUGCGCUGA